CGCCCUCCUCGUACUUUCUCUCUGUCUCUCUCUCCCCUUCAAAAAUUGCUCAUUUUUCUGUCCUUUUUCCACUCUCUCUUUUCGGGAUUCGAGAGAGAGGGUGUGAGCGGCGAUAAAUCCCCUCCAAGCCCCAGUCGAUGGAGUUCCGGCUGUAGCUCGAUUCCUCUCCUUCUUGGGAUCGGAAUUUCGAGUUGCAGAUCGCACCAGAUCGAGUGGAGUGAGACGACUCGUCGAGAGUACUGAGAAUGGAUACAGUUGAUGAGAAUCAUCUGGGCAUGACCAAACCUGCUAAUUUCCAAGACAUGGGAAAUCGUCGAGCAUUGAGGGAUAUCAGGAAUUUGGUUGGCGCUCCCCCGUAUCCUCGUCAAGUUGGCAAGAGGGGAUUGACAGAAUUUCUGACGUCUUCCAGCAAGAACAGAAUAGAUGAUAAGAAUUUAACCUUUGAGGGCCGACGGCCAAUCACUAGGAAAUUUUCUGCUUCCCUGGCAAACAAAUCACAGCUUUAUCAUCAGGAAACUGGCGGUGGGCAUGAGCUUGUAGGGAUUGACAGACAGAAAAAACCAGCCCCAUCCGUCCUUAGUUUGAAUAGUUUGGGUACUUGUACUGCUGCCAGAGAUGUGGAUGACCAUAAGUCGGUCAAUGAGCUGCCAUUGCCUAUGGUUGUGGAAACAGAAGAAAUGGAUAACUCUGAUCUCAAGGAGGUUGAAAUGGAGGAUCUUGUAUUAAUUCCAGAUAUCGACAGCUGCGACUCUAAGAAUCCACUUGCGGUUGUGGAUUAUGUGGAAGACAUAUAUAACUUCUACAGACAAACUGAGAUUGCAGGAUGCGUCAACCCUAAUUACAUGUCAAACCAGUUUGACAUCAAUGAAAAGAUGCGAGCUAUCCUCAUUGACUGGCUGAUAGAGGUGCACUACAAAUUUGAGCUAAUGAAUCAGACGCUCUUUCUCACGGUAAACAUUAUAGACAGAUUCUUAGCAAAGCAGACAGUAAAUAGGAAGAAGCUUCAGUUGGUUGGCGUCACAGCCAUGCUUCUUGCUUGUAAGUAUGAGGAAGUCUCAGUUCCAGUUGUGGAAGAUCUGAUCCUAAUUUCUGAUCGAGCUUACACGAGGGAAGAAGUUCUUCAAAUGGAAAGUUUGAUGGUCGACACCUUGCAGUUCAACAUGUCUGUACCAACUCCUUAUGUUUUUAUGCGAAGGUUUCUUAAAGCAGCUCAGUCUGAUAAGCAGCUGGAAUUCCUUUCCUUUUUCAUCAUUGAGCUCGGUCUAGUUGAGUACCAAAUGCUCAAGUUCCGCCCUUCGUUGCUAGCUGCUGCUGCGGUCUUCACUGCUCAUUGUACUCUUAAAGGGUUCAAGCAUUGGUCUAGGACUAGUGAGCUACAUACUAGCUAUUCAGAAGAUCAGCUUCUUGAGUGCUCUAGGUUAAUGGUGGAUUUCCACCAGAAGGCUGGAAAUGGAAAGCUCACUGGGGUACACAGAAAAUAUAGUACUUUCAAGUUUGGAUAUGCUGCAAAAGCUGAACCAGCACUCUUUCUGUUGGACUCGAGAUCAUAGUAUCAGCUUGCAGGGUUACUUGAUGAUGCAUUUCUUAACUUUCUGUCAAAAAAAUGGUGCAACAGAAGUUGCAGAAGCUGGGGAAAUUAGGUUCUUCUAAUGGUUACUGGACAAUGAUCUUACUUGACAACUCUAUCAGGUUUUUCAAAUUUAAUGUUCAAAUUUGUAAAAAUGCCGCUGCCAAUCGGAAAAUAAUAGAUUAAUUGGCUUCUGCAU
Messenger RNA from Phoenix dactylifera (date palm), 1766 nucleotides. Lineage: Eukaryota; Viridiplantae; Streptophyta; Magnoliopsida; Arecales; Arecaceae. The record is from RefSeq and is a predicted model, not a curated record.